Messenger RNA from Trichoderma atroviride IMI 206040, 1083 nucleotides. Lineage: Eukaryota; Fungi; Ascomycota; Sordariomycetes; Hypocreales; Hypocreaceae. The record is from RefSeq and is a predicted model, not a curated record.
AUGGCCGCUGCCGCAAAUAAAGCCCUCAAUGGCCACAAAUUGCUUGUGCUCCUCGGAAAUACAUUCCAGCCUGAGUGGAUUUCAGAGCUCAAACAACUAUUUUCAGGCCUGGAAAUAGUCACCGUUGAAGGGUGUAUAUGGAAUACGCCAGCAUUUGAAGAGAAGUUUCCAGAGAAAGAGUGGAAAGACGUUACUAUCCUCGUUACUGGAAAUGCUUUACCUGCAGCACAUAUCGCUCCAAAGUUGGAGUAUGUUCAAAUCCAAAGCGCCGGAGCAAAUCAUAUUCUCCAAAACCCUCUGUUCAAUAGCACAGAUGUUGCUCUUUGUACGGCUAGCGGUGUGCAUGGACCGCAGAUAGCUGAAUGGGUAGUAACCACAUUUCUAGCUUUCCAACAUCAAAUUCCCCAAUACAUCGACUUUCAGCGCCAGAAAACGUGGCACAAGUUGGACGAUCCGGUAGAUGAUGCAGUUGGACAGCGAGUUGGUAUCUUUGGUUACGGCGCCAUCGGUCGUCAGAUUGCUCGUGUCGUGAAAGCACUGGGCAUGGAUAUCCAUGCGUGUAAUCUACAUCCACGUCAUACUCCUGAGUCGCGUAAGGAUGAAACAUAUACACCAGCAGGCCUCGGCGAUCCAGAAGGAGUCUUCCCUAGCAAAUGGUUCUCGGCCGACGAUACAGAAGGAUUACAUCAAUUCCUGAGCUCUGGUCUUGAUCUGCUCGUCAUCACCGCCCCACUCACAGACAGGACCCGCGGCAUCAUCUCACGGAGAGAAUUAGCUUUGCUUGCGAAAAAGAAGGCCUUUGUUUCAAACAUCGGAAGAGGAGAAGUCAUCAUUACGGAUGAUCUAAUUGAUGCACUCGAGGAGGGUACAAUUCGCGGGGCCGCCCUCGAUGUGACGGAUCCCGAGCCUCUGCCUGAUGGCCACCGAUUAUGGAAUACAAAAAAUCUCUUCAUUUCACCGCACGUUAGCGGAAAUUCGAGUAGUUACGCUCGAAGAGUUUUUGAAGUUCUCAAGUACAACCUCAUCCGAAUGAGUGAAGGGAAGGAGCUUACGAACAAAGUGGAUAAAAGCAAAGGAUAUUAG